Messenger RNA from Caenorhabditis remanei, 879 nucleotides. RefSeq lists its product as uncharacterized. NCBI's taxonomy places the organism in Eukaryota, Metazoa, Nematoda, Chromadorea, Rhabditida, Rhabditidae. The transcript has 5 exons. The record is from RefSeq and is a predicted model, not a curated record. Gene Ontology annotation, molecular function: proton-transporting ATP synthase activity, rotational mechanism. Bases 1 to 879 code for a protein of 292 amino acids. Gene Ontology annotation, biological process: proton motive force-driven mitochondrial ATP synthesis.
AUGAGACGAUGCGGCGAAAAGGGAGAAUUCGCCGGACUCCUCGUCACUGUCGCUGCCAAGAAUGGUUCUGAUUGUGAGAAUCAGUUCUCCAGAAGUCAAAUAAUAUCACUUCUUCGAAACCUCCAUGGAACCACAUCUUCAUCAUAUGUCCUUCAUGUCCUCCGUGAGCUCCGUGAGCUCCGUGAUCUCCGUGACCUUCAUGACCUCCAUGUUCUCCAUGAUCAUGACCAGCGUGUUCAGAUUUCUCUUCGGGUAAUGGCGCAAAUCAUGAAACGCGGAUUCGCCACGAGCGCAGCACUCGCCAAGGCUCAGCUCGUAAAGACGCCAAUCCAAGUUCAUGGAGUCGAGGGACGUUACGCCGCCGCUCUCUAUUCUGCCGGACACAAGCAAAACAAGCUUGAUCAGAUCUCCACCGAUUUGAACAAUGUCCGCGCCGUGUACAAGGACAACAAGAAGUUCCAAGAGUUCGUCCUUGACCCCACCCUCAAGGCUCUCAAAAAGAAGACCACUAUCGAGGCCGUAUCCACCAAAUUGGGACUCUCAAAAGAAACCGGAAACUUCCUAGGACUUUUGGCUGAGAAUGGACGUCUUAACAAGCUCGAAUCAGUUGUUGCUUCCUUCGAAUCUAUCAUGCGCGCCCACCGUGGAGAACUUUUCGUUCAGGUCACAUCUGCUGAAGAAUUGAGCUCAUCUAACCAGAAAGCUUUGUCUGAUGCUCUAAGCAAGAUUGGAAAGUCUGGGCAGAAGCUUACCGUCACUUACGCUGUCAAGCCAUCGAUUCUUGGAGGUCUUGUUGUUACCAUCGGAGACAAGUAUGUCGAUCUCUCGAUCGCUUCCCGUGUCAAGAAAUACAAGGAUGCCCUCUCCACCGCCAUCUAA